Messenger RNA from Acinonyx jubatus (cheetah), 1003 nucleotides. It is a transcript of the gene MC2R, whose product is annotated as melanocortin 2 receptor. Lineage: Eukaryota; Metazoa; Chordata; Mammalia; Carnivora; Felidae. Gene Ontology annotation, biological process: G protein-coupled receptor signaling pathway. The record is from RefSeq and is a predicted model, not a curated record. Gene Ontology annotation, molecular function: corticotropin receptor activity. The transcript has a single exon. Bases 1 to 894 code for a protein of 297 amino acids. Gene Ontology annotation, cellular component: membrane.
AUGAAGCAUAUUAUCAAUCUAUAUGAAAACAUCAAUGACACAACAAGAAAUAAUUCAGACUGCCCUCAUGUGGUUUUGCCAGAAGAGAUAUUUUUCACAAUAUCCAUCAUCGGAGUUUUGGAAAAUCUGAUGGUCCUUCUGGCUGUGAUGAAGAAUAAGAAUCUUCAGUCACCCAUGUACUUUUUCAUUUGCAGCUUGGCCAUUUCUGAUAUGUUGGGCAGCCUAUAUAAGAUCCUGGAAAAUAUCCUGAUCAUGUUCAGAAACAUGGGUUAUCUCAAGCCUCGUGGUAAUUUUGAAACCACAGCAGAUGACAUCAUCGACUCCCUGUUCAUCCUCUCCCUCCUUGGCUCCAUUUUCAGCCUGUCUGUGAUAGCUGUUGACCGCUACCUCACAAUCUUCCAUGCUCUACAGUACCACAGCAUUGUGACCAUGCGCCGUGCCAUUGUCGUCCUGAUGGUCAUCUGGGUGAGCUGCACAGGCAGCGCCAUUACCAUGGUGAUCUUCUCCCAUCACAUCCCCACAGUGAUCACCUUCACAUCGCUAUUUCCUCUGAUGUUGGUCUUUAUCCUGUGCCUCUAUGUGCACAUGUUUUUGCUUGCUCGGUCCCAUGCCAGGAAGAUCUUGACCCUUCCCAGAGCCAACAUGAAAGGGGCCAUCACACUGACCAUCCUACUUGGGGUCUUCAUCUUCUGUUGGGCCCCCUUUGUCCUUCACAUCCUGUUAAUGACGUUUUGCCCAAAUAACCCUUACUGUGCCUGCUACAUGUCCCUCUUCCAGGUGAAUGGCAUGUUGAUCAUGUGCAAUGCAGUCAUUGACCCCUUUAUAUAUGCCUUCCGGAGCCAAGAGCUCAGGGAUGCAUUUAAAAAGAUGAUCUUCUGUAGCAAGUACUGGUAGAAUUAUUAGUCCCUGAUUUUAGAAGCCAUGGAGAUAAUAUUGUCAAGGGACAGAAUAUCAUGACAUACCAACAAAUGCUAAUGCUUUCCAACUGUCCUUUCCUUCCCUA